GAGUUUAUUAUACCAGUUAUCUAGUCUUACUGAUAGGAUUGAAUCAGACCAACACAGCAGUGGAUGCAGACUCUGGGUGAAGAUGCGCAAAUCAUGUUAGUGAACCAUUGCAACUGCAAGAUAUUCAGAAAAUACUUUAUUCCUGCAGAUCGAUCAUUUCCUCUCCUGAGAUUUUACAGGAGAGGAACAACUCAAGUAUUUUUUUCUGCUUAUUCACAGAUUUGGGACUUGGAGUGGGAUUGGACAAAUGAAGAGUAAUGGGGCCAGAGUCCAGUUGUUUGUGGCUCCAGAUAUUUUCCUACAGUGGACGAUGCCUUGUGCUGCGGAGGAGGAGGAGCCCGACCAUCCUGUGUGGCAGCUGGACGUCUCUUUCUGCUGUCCCAUCACCAACACAAUCACAGCAGCCCAGAUUCUGUGCCAAUUAAUUGAGGCAACAUGGCUGCCACGCUAACUGCCCAGGACAACCAGGUGGUUCCAGGAAGCCUGCUAACCUCCGGCCCCUCUUACUACGAGAUGCAGUCUUUUCUCGGACAGGGCACAUUCGGAAAAGUGGUUAAGUGCAAGAGACUGGACGACAACAAGACUGUGGCCAUCAAAAUGAUUGAACUGCGGGCCUGUAAUGUUAAAGUUGUAAAUCAAGAGGUGGCUGCUCUGAAGAAAUUGAGAUCGUUGGAAUCGUUCUACCUUGUCCAGUGGUACCAGUCAUUCUUUGACCGAGGACACAUUUGCCUGGAGUUUGAACACCUGGACAAAAGUCUCCUUGAUUUCAUGAGGCAACGAUGUUUCAGACCUCUCUCCUUGAUAGAGGUCAGACCGAUUGUCCAGCAGAUUGCCCAUGCGCUCAACCACCUGAAGGCUGCAGGGAUUGUCCACGCAGACCUUAAGUUGGACAACGUCAUGUUGGUCGAUCAGCUACGGGAGCCCUUCAGGGUCAAAGUGAUCGACUUCGGACUGGCGUUUGACGUGUCAGCUGCCAAGUUGGGUUCCCACAUUCAGACCCUUCCAUACCGGUGA
Messenger RNA from Pleuronectes platessa (European plaice), 1014 nucleotides. Its product is annotated as homeodomain-interacting protein kinase 2. The transcript is spliced from 5 exons. NCBI's taxonomy places the organism in Eukaryota, Metazoa, Chordata, Actinopteri, Pleuronectiformes, Pleuronectidae. Gene Ontology annotation, cellular component: nucleus; cytoplasm; PML body. The record is from RefSeq and is a predicted model, not a curated record. Gene Ontology annotation, molecular function: protein serine/threonine kinase activity; SMAD binding; ATP binding. The coding region runs from base 436 to 1014 and encodes 192 amino acids. Gene Ontology annotation, biological process: positive regulation of transcription by RNA polymerase II; peptidyl-serine phosphorylation; smoothened signaling pathway.